This is a messenger RNA of Phalaenopsis equestris, 6692 nucleotides long. RefSeq names its product separase-like. Bases 1 to 5925 code for a protein of 1974 amino acids. Gene Ontology annotation, biological process: proteolysis; meiotic chromosome separation. The record is from RefSeq and is a predicted model, not a curated record. Lineage: Eukaryota; Viridiplantae; Streptophyta; Magnoliopsida; Asparagales; Orchidaceae. The transcript has 26 exons. Gene Ontology annotation, molecular function: cysteine-type endopeptidase activity. Gene Ontology annotation, cellular component: mitotic spindle; nucleus; centrosome.
AUGCAUUCCGAUCCGGCCGACGCUGCCACAUUGCUCGCGAGCCUUGCGGCACCCGACGGUUUCCGAGGCCUUUAUCUUCGUUGGGCCUCUUUUUUUCGACCGUUUGAGGAAUUCAUUUUCCUCGACGAUUACAAACUUAGUGCUGUGAAGAAAAAAACUGGGAGGAAAAGGAAACCAAAAGAGUUGAUUACCAAGGAGAAGGUCCGCCCGAUUGCCAGACAAUUCCAUCAAUUUCUCUGCAAUGCCCUAAAGCUCCUUCCUGACCUUCUCAGGCGAAGCCCAUGCAAUGCCACAGAGGGCGAUGAAGGAAUGCUGGAGGAAAAGGCCACCGAGCUCCUUAGUAUCUACCGGCUCUGCAUCCAUUGUCUUAUCUGUAUCGCUCCUUGUCUCACCGGCCAACCAUACUCAGUUCAUCUUCAAUGGGGUCAGCUAAUCCGUCGUUUGGAAACUUGGAAUAAAUACAGUACAGCUGAAGAAGAGGGUUUUGCUCUUCUAGAGACAGGGGCAGAUCCUCAGCUUGCGUGUCUAAUAACUGAAGUAGUAAUAGUCCUCACAUACUGUGCUUUUAAGAGUCAAUCAAAGGACGUUGGUGUUUUUAAAAGAAUAUUGGCUCUAGUAGAGCAAACCCAGUCUUGGCUUUGUAUCAUGGAGCCAAAUUCUAUGAUAUCACGCCACACCAUCUUUAUCGAGGCUCUCUAUAGAUGCGCGCUUUUCGUAGUUGAAGAGCGCAAGUCAUUUGAUGAUGAUCUAGUUUAUUCUUUAUGUCUAAAAAUGCUAAAGGAGUGUACGGAGUCACCAUUGCUGGAUCGCUUCCCUAGUAUGGCUCAUCGAAUUUGUUCUGCCAUUGAUGUUAAAUGGGACAGAAAGUCCUCUCUGGUUGUUGAUACGCUAAGAAUGAGCUUGGAAAUUAGCUUUUGUGAGAAAAUGGUUGAUUUGGCAAAAUAUGUGGAUUCAUUGCUUGGUUUUAUAUCAAAUUUUACCGAGGCAUUCUAUUUAAAUGAGAAGGUUAAAGAUGAUUCAGAAUUGUCACUUGAAGUGGCAGAUAAUAUGCAACAGCCUUCAGAAGCUUUGGAACUGUGCUGCAAAACAAUAUGGAAGCACAUACAACUUUUAUGCCAGCCUCAGUUGACAUAUUCUAAAAGCAUUCAAGGCUUUGCGGCAUCCAGAGAUUCAAUAAAAGGUGUCAUCAAAGAUGCAGUUACCAAAUGUCUUAGAAUAAUAGAUAUUUUGCAUAAGCUCGGUGCCUCCAAUUUUCAUGAAGUUGUAUGUAAGAGUAUGUAUGAACUUUCUGUUGUGGAAAUCUCUUUCCCAAACUCAUCCCUCUGUUUUCCAUUGACGAAACAAUGGAUAAAGAUGUUGUGCAAAGAUUUUAGUGAUGUCAAUGAAGUGGAUGAUGCUCCAGUUCUUUAUUCGAUGUUGCUUUGCCAUUGUCCAACAUGGCCAAAGAACAUUUUAGGAGAGAUUCUUGAACAGGAACUUUUAGCAUAUGAUCAACUAGAAGCAUGGAACCCUGCACUUUGCCAUAAAAUGGAGAUAAAAGUAAUUGAAAUUCUCUUGAUGAAUGUUUUUAAUGCUAGAGAUUUCAACCUGCAGAGAGCAAGGGUACUUUUGAGGAAGGGUUUGGUACUCAGAACUCGGGGGAUAGAAAGUUUAAGCAGCUCUUUUGACUGUCUUUGCGAAGCUAUUUCUCUUUUGGAGAAUGCAACUUAUGAUUCGUUUAAAGCAAAAACUUUAGGGUAUCAUCAGUUAGCCUCUGCAUACUUGCUGCGAGCACAAUUUACUCAAGAGAGUAAGAAGAACUGGGAGUUAAUUCAGUCUGAUAUACAAUGUGCAAUCAAUUUAUUAUCUGAACUUGACAUCAGUGUUUAUCAUACUUUGAUUACUGGAGUCAAACCAAGUGUAAAGAAUACAAUAUUCAUAUUGUGCCGCACCCUUGAUCUGCUGUCUUUAAAGGGCUUUUUAAAGUUUCACUUUGACAUAUAUACUUUGAUCAACUUCUUCUGUAAAUACGAAAAUUUAUCAUUGGAGAAAUGUUUGGCUUUGCUAUGGACAGGCAGAAGGCUAGGCCAUUAUUUAUGUCCUUCUCCAAUUGACCCAGAUUUGAUUUCAAGGAUUUCGCAGCUCCCUGAUAAUAGUAUCAACUCUUUUGCUUUCUGGACAGAUUGUUUGAAGAGUUCUUCAUUCUUUCUCUUGAUGUUUGUCCAAAAUUUUUUAAUUUCUGAUUCUAUUUUGAAUGAAGAAAACGUUCAACAAAUUGAAGAUCUUUAUAGCUGUAAACUAUCGGUGGAGGGAGUUAAAGUUGCUGUGUCAUCCCUUCUUUUAGAUGUUUCUGCAAAGAAUGAAAUGGUCUUUUUUGCUGGACAGAUUUAUUACAAUUUGGCUGAAAGUCUUUUUGCAGGUGGAAGAGUACUUGAAGGGCUUUCUUAUGCUAAAGAGGCUUUACAUUUAAGAUAUAAAGUCUUACGGAAAAAGUUUAACGUGUCCAGCAAGAGACCUGUAGAACUUACAGAAUCUUCAGUAGAAGCUAGUGGUGAACAUGAUCAUCUUUUCCUUGAGCUGCUUGGAUCAGCUAUCAGUGACGUUUGGCGAGACAUAAUUAACAUGGAAAAAUGUUCUCUUAGCCCUUGGAUCAUUCUUGGUUGCUAUCUUGAAAGUACUUUGCAGGUUGGGAUUUUCCAUGAAGAAAUAGGAGACGCCGUUCAGGCGGAAAGACUUUUCCUUACUGGAAAAAGAUUUUCAUUUUUACAUUCUUUACCACAUUUUCAGAUUGCUUUCAAUUGUGCUCUAGGUCAGUUAUACCGUAAGAAGCUUUUCUGGGAUUUAGCAGAACAAGAAUUUAACAUUGCUCGGAAGCUUUUACAGGAAAAUGACAUCAUGAUUUCUUGCAGGCAUUGCAAGUUAAUUUUUGAAGUUAAAAUUGAUAUGCAAAUUGCAGAUUUAUCGACGGAACGCUUGAAUAAGGGUUCCCAUGUCCAGUCUAAUGCUCUUGAUAUAUAUAGAUCAGCUUUUAGAAAACUAAGUAAUGAUAAUGUGGAAGGUUCAUUUAUUGGUUCCUGGAAACAAUUUAGUAUUUGUGAAUCUCUAAGCAAAUUCCAGCUUGAAGACACCAGACAUGUCACAAACAACGCUAAAUCACAUCCAUUGGAGAGUGAUAAGAAAUUACUUCCUUGUCACAUUUGUUCUUGUUUAGAAAAUAGUUUUGAUUCUCUGAAAGUUGAGCAACAGAGCUCAACAAUAUUAACUGUGGUGUCACAUGGUGCAGAAUGUGGAGAGUCACAUACGCAAAGGGCCCUAAAAAAACCGUCUAGAAAAGGGUUGAAGCAGCCUGCAAAGGUGGCUAGUCAUAAUAAUAAAUUGAAACCCCAGAGAAGUUCAAGAAAUCGAUCUUUUCAUGACAAAAAUACCAGUAUUUCUGCACAAAGUGAGAAUUAUAGUAGUGCACUUUAUGGGACUCUAGACGCUGAUAUAUUUAGUCAUAGAAAUUCGCAAAUUAAAGAGGAUGGUACUUGUCCAUUCGAUGGUGGAGUUUUUACUAAAGUUGAAUGUUUGAGAUGUCUUUGCCUUAAGAUGAUAAAAGAGGGAACCAUGGAGAAUUUCAUUCAUUUUAAAUGGCAAUGUCAGCGAAGGCGUCUUUUAUUAAGGCUUUUACUGAAAAUUGCAAAAUCUCUGGAGGCACCUUGUGAAAAACAGGAUGCACAUGAAGUACAUCGUGUAUUUUGGCAAUGCAUCUUUGUGUUGUUUGAUGGAGAGCCUUGCUUUGAUGCUAAUUUCCAUGGUUGUGAUUUAAAUUUGUUCAAAUUAAUGGGGGACAAUAAUAUAGGGGACAUUUUUUCUGUUGAACGUGCUGCUUUACUGUACAAUAUGAGCUGGUUCUUUUUGAAAGAUUUUCAUCCCGAGCACAUGAGUACCAAAUGCUGUUCACUCUCAAAUGUACAUAUGCAAGACAUCAUUUCAUGGUUAUUAAUGGCCUUCAUACUAUGUCGACAGAUCCCGUCACUUUUUCAAAAGGUGUCUCGGCUCAUUGCGUCACUUAUCUUACUAUUAACUGUAGAGGGCUCCAUUCCUCCACCUCUUUGCUCACAAGGUUCACUUUCUUUAAGCCAUUGGGCUGCAUUUUUUCAUCAAGCUUCUAUUGGCUCAAUUGUGAACUAUCAAUAUCUUUCUCAUCUUCGAGAUAAGGCAUGCAAUUUCAAGACUUAUAAGGGCCUAGAAAGCGAGAAUGUAUUGGAAUCAGAGACAAAUGUAAAUUACAUCUCAAGAUAUGCACCAGAAAAACUUGAAAAUCUUGGAGAAUUCGUUGAGGACUUUUUCCUUGGCCUCCCUAGAAUUUCAAUUAUUUGCAUUAGCUUGCUUGAUGGUGAUUAUGUAAACCUGCUCGGGGAAAUGUUGAUUCUACCUUCCUUUUUUCCGGCAUGGUUGCUUAUCACACGGUUUGAUGGGAACAAACAACCGAUUAUUAUGCUGUUGCCUGUUGAUUCAAUUUCAGAAGAAUUUCAACCCAAGUCUAGUCCAUGCAAGGAGUUCAUACGUGAAAAUGUGGUCUCUGACUGGCCGUGUCCUUGGAGUAGUGCUGUGAUUGACGAUGUGGCUCCCUCGUACAAGCUUAUUUUAGAAGCAAAUUUCUCGUCUCUAUCUAAUCAUGUCCUUAAUGAAGCUGAGGCCCGUCUUAACUACAUCAAGUGGUGGUCUGGUAGAAUGAUUCUUGACAAUCAACUAAAUAAUUUAUUGAAAGCAAUGGAAGAUAAAUGGAUAGGACCAUGGGGGUGCUUGCUUUUGGGUGAGAGAGUGGAUACCAAAUCUCUUGAAAUUUUUGCUGGGAGACUGUCAAAUUCUCUGAAUUCCCAAUGUGAUUUUAUAUUCAAUGAUAAUCUCAUCAAAGUUAUACUCAGUGGUGCUCAAUCUGUCUUUGCUGUUGAAGCCUGCAUUGCUCAGUCACUGUUUUAUAAAGGAUUCUUUGGUAGGGGAGGAUGUUGUGGGGAGCAAAGGUUCAGGGCAUUUGUUGACCGUAGUAAAGAAGUUAAGUCAAUCCUCACAUCUAUUGAGAGUUUGAUUUCAGAAGCAAUGGGUGAAGGCAUGAAGGUUGAUAGGCAACCAAUUAUUCUCGUCUUAGAUUCUGAUGUGCAGAUGAUCUCAUGGGAGAACAUGCCAAUAUUGAGAAAGCAGGAGGUUUAUCGCAUGCCUUCCUUAGGCAGCAUUCUACUAAAACUGAACUAUCAUGCCCGUGAAAAGAGCACAUUUGAAGUUAAUCUUCCAUGCAUAGACCCUUUUCGUGCAUAUUAUUUGCUUAAUCCUAGUGGCGAUCUCAUUCAUACACAGCAACAAUUUGAAGAAUGGUUUCAAAAUCAUAAGUGGGAGGGCAAAGCAGGAAAUGCUCCAACAAGUGAGGAACUAUUGCUAGCUUUACAAAAUCAUGACCUAUACUUGUAUUUUGGUCAUGGAAGUGGAAUGCAAUAUAUACGUGCGGAUUCUUUUGGAAAACUUAGUAGUUGUGCUGCUGCUUUCCUCAUGGGUUGUAGCAGUGGAUCUCUUAGACAGAGAGGUUGCUAUGCGCCUCAAGGUGCUCCCCUUCACUACUUAUUUGCAGGCUCCCCUGCAAUUAUUGCAAAUUUAUGGGAGGUAUCCGAUAAAGAUAUUGACCGUUUCGCGAAGGCCAUACUCAACUCUUGGACUCAAGACUCCAUUCUUCAUAAAUGCAACAAAUGUAUCGAUUUGGCAGAAACUUCUAAUGCCGGAAAAUCGAAGUUCCCAUCAAGAAGAAAUUUUUUGAAAUAUGCAGAGAUUGUUGAGGAGACUUGCAGGUUUUGUGAAGCCAAAUUGAGAGUUGCUUCAUUUAUUAGUGAGGCGAGGAGUGCUUGCAAACUUCCUACUAUAAUAGGGGCAUCAGUUGUUUGCUAUGGUGUGCCUACAAUUUUAAAGAGAAAAUAAUAAAUUUAUAAGAAAUUGUUGCAAUGGUUUACGGAUGAUGCCAGCUAUUUUUCAGCAGACUAAUGGCUAUUGCUAUGCUUGUAUGGUGCCUUGCUGGGUUCCAUGCUCAUCGGAUGGUGUUGAAAAUAGUUUGAAUUGGGAUUUGACGAUGGAAAUGGAUCGAGUUGUUGCCGGUGAUUGGCAGGUGGUUCUGGGUCGAGUUUAUCGGGAAAUAGCUGUUCUGGGACUUCUGUGUUUCAGAGCUUUUCUUCUAAAGGAGAGUGCAGAUAGAUCAUAUCAUAUAUCGGAGGAAAUUGCAGAAAUCAGGCGAGAGACAGUAAAAGAACUCAAGAAAUCAGCUACGGAAGAUGGGAGACGGAAAUCCUUUGAAAUGCUUUCUUAGAUUUUUCGUCGAUCUAGAAAUCGGGCAGAAGCGAAUGCGGGAGAGGAAUCGAAGAUUGGUAGCAGACAAGGAGGGUUUCGUCGAGAUCGUAGAGAUUGCACAGAAGGCCAGAGUUUCGCGGAGUUUAAGUUUCGAUCGCACAGAAGGCUGGAGAGAUCACAGUUUGCGAUUGAGCGGAUGAAUGUGACGAACUGGGAUCGCAGAUCGCGUAUGGACGAAUGCGAAGAAUCUGGAAUCGCAGAUCGCACAUAAGGCCAAAGGCCGCAGCAAAGUCUUCGACAGCAGUUUCUAUGGUACAAUCCCUUACUCGAUCCGAACUAGUUCUAAUAUCAUGUUAACAAUUGCAGAGGAGAAGAAGAAAGAAAAAGUGGCUAGGGUUUCAAUU